AUCCAUAGUCCAAAAACACGGACGAACCAAAUUAGCAAUUACCGGGAAAAUGGAAGAAAAGAACAUGGAGAAAACAGAUCUUUCUCUUUCUAAUUCAAGAACGAAGCCAUCAUCUCUGCGUUGGGGAAUUCUUCGACAAGCGUUUCUUCGUUGUCGUGCCGCUCAGCCCGACAACCAAUCUCAAAGUGGCAUAGAACGUAUUUCCAGGAAGACAUCUCACGGGUUUAACUUGAUAUCAUGUCAGCUUAUCAACGAUGGUCUUGUUCCAGAAGCGUCUGCUUCGUCGUUGGAAAUGAACAAUCUGGAUAGCCUGAGAGACACUUGCAUGCGCUAUACGUUACCCUUGGAAGGAGUUCCCACACUUGUUCUAAUUCAAAGAUUAGAGAACCAUGUUGACUUCAAUGAGUUUGAGAUCUGCAACAGAUUUGAGGUUGACAACACGGGCCUUGUAUGUCGUUGGCCAUCAGAAGAUGUCCUUGCUUAUUUUUGUUUGUCAUAUGCUGAAAAGUUCAGGUCCAAAAGAAUCCUGGAGCUUGGAUCAGGCUAUGGACUAGCUGGAUUAGUUAUUGCAGCAGCCACAGACGCAUUAGAAGUAGUAAUAUCUGACGGGAACCCUCUAGUUGUUGAUUAUAUUCAGCGUAAUAUAAAUGCCAACUGUGGAGCCUUUGGUGAUACAGAUGUGAAGUCUAUGACGUUGCACUGGAAUCAAAAUGAAGUCUCAUGUAACUUGGACCCCUUUGAUAUUAUUGUUGCAAGUGAUUGCACAUUCUUCAAGGAAUUCCAUGAAGGUCUUGCUCAAACUGUCAAAUCAUUGCUAAAGCAGUCAGGAACCUCCGAAGCCAUAUUCUUCAGCCCCAAAAGGGGGGACUCCUUGGAUAAGUUUCUGCAGAAAAUCAAAGAGGUUAGUUUGCAUUACAGCGUGGCAGAGAACUACAAUGGAGAAGUCUGGAAACGUCAUCUGAGAUUCCUUAGUGGUGAUUACUCCUGGCCCAACUACGAAAAGGAUCACUGCUACCCACUGUUGAUCAGAAUCACAUUUUGAAGUUCUGGAAGACACAUUUGCUUUUCCGUUUGUGAUUUGAGCUGAGCAUUGCAGAUGCUCUUCUGUGUUGUGGUAAGCUGCAGGCAUGGAUGGGCGUUUUGAGCAUGGGGCAGCAGCUAUUGAGCAAGGUCAUUUUUACUUGACUUUGUACUACUGUUGCAUAGCAUUCUGGUGGCCCCCCCUAGAUCUUGAUUACACUUUGCACACCACAAUUUUGAUGAGCAUCUACUUUUAAAAGUUUUAUCAACUGGGAAAUAAACUAUAUGGUUUAUUGAUGACAGUCCUCCAAUGAUCUCAUACCAUUUCAUUUA
Telopea speciosissima is the source of this 1353-nucleotide messenger RNA. Its product is annotated as calmodulin-lysine N-methyltransferase. Gene Ontology annotation, molecular function: calmodulin-lysine N-methyltransferase activity. NCBI's taxonomy places the organism in Eukaryota, Viridiplantae, Streptophyta, Magnoliopsida, Proteales, Proteaceae. The record is from RefSeq and is a predicted model, not a curated record. The coding region runs from base 50 to 1042 and encodes 330 amino acids. Gene Ontology annotation, cellular component: cytoplasm. The transcript has 7 exons.